UCAAGGUCAAGAAAGAGAUAAAUGAGGUGACGUUCGACGUUGACAGGUUAAAAAAUUUCUAGGUGUUUCUGAAAGUUAAAUUAAAAAAUAAUAAUAAUUUAAAAGUCUAAAUUAAAAUUAUUUAAAUAACCGUGUAAAAUGUCUCAUCAAACAGGGAUUCGAGCUAAUGAUGAAUUAAAAAAAUUCUUUGCCAAGUGCAAGGAAGGUAUGGUCAGAUUGGUAAAAGUAUCUAUUAAGGAUGAGCAAUUAGUUCUAGAUGCAAGCAGUAGUGUUAAGCAUAAUUGGGAAAAAGACUUUGAUACUAACAUACAACCAUUAUUAGAAGAAAAUCAACCUUGUUACAUCAUAUAUAGGUUAGAUACUAAAGAUUCCUUAGGGCAUGAAUGGCUAUUGAUCAGUUGGUCACCAGAUACAGCACCAGUAAGGCAGAAAAUGCUGUAUGCCUCAACAAAAGCCACACUCAAACAGGAGUUUGGGACUGCACAGAUAAAAGAGGAAAUACAUGGAACCGUCAGUAGUGACAUCACCCUGAAUGGAUACAUAAGGCACAAAAAAUCUGUUGCUGCCCCUGCACCUUUAUCAAUGAGGGAAGAAGAAUUGCAGGAACUUAGAAAAACUGAAGUGCACACUGAGAUUAAUAUUGCUACAAAGCAACAGACUGCUGGGGGUGUAGCUUUUCCAAUAACUGAGACUGCAAAACAAGCUCUGAUUGAUAUGGCUAGUGGAUCGUAUGAUUACUUGCAAUUUAGAAUAGAUAUUGAAGAAGAAAUUAUUCAUCUAGUGUCUGCCGAAAAUAUAUCAUUAGCGAAAUUACCUUCCAAAGUUCCAAAAGACAGUGGACGGUAUCAUUUAUAUAAAUUUAAACAUACACAUGAAGGAGACUACACAGAAAGUAUGGUUUUUAUUUACUCAAUGCCAGGAUAUAAUUGCCCUAUUAAGGAAAGGAUGUUGUAUUCCAGUUGUAAAAACCCACUAACAGAUACCAUAUCAAAUCUAGGAAUUGAAAUUGCCAAAAAGGUGGAAAUAGAUUCUGGGGAUGAACUCACCGAAAAAUUCUUGUACGACGAACUCCAUCCAACAAACAGCCUACACAGACCUCAGUUCGCUAGGCCGAAAGGACCUCCAAACCGCGGCCCAAAGCGCAUGACCAGGAACAACAACGAAUGAUAUGAAUGAGCGCCCCAUUUUAAGUGUUUAUUUUACGUUUUGUUCCUUUACAAGUCACGCCGCGUCAAAUUUUUGCUCAAUGAUUUAUCAGGCAAGAGAAUUAAUAAAAAGGCUGUUUUCUAUGAUUUUUUGAUAGCGUUUGAGAGUAAGUUACUGCAUUUUAUUAUAUAAUUUAUUGAAAGUGAAUAUAAAAUUAGUUAUCAUGGAAUUUUUAGACUCUAUUUAAAUAAUAUGUAAAUCAAUUUAUUUCUCAUUGAUUGAUAACACAGAAAAUUGUAGUUUUAUAUCAAAGGGCCUAGCCGGGUAAGAUGAUGAAAAAUGCCCCCAACUUGAUUCGAAUUCUAUAUAAGUCACCAUUUAGCACAUAUGUAUAGAGAAACUCACUUUCUGAAAUUUUUAGCCCCCUAGGUGGUCACGUGACCCACCUAGAGCCUAAUUCGGCUGUUUAUGUCUUUAUUUUUUAUCUCAGCCGCAUCGAGAGCUAGCGAAAAACUUUAAUAAAAAAGUUGUAGGUUUCAAAAAGUUCUGUCAGAAGUUUUUUUUAAUUUUUGGAGGGAAAUUUAAAUUUUAGGACUUUAAAAUUUUAAAUGAAUAUAAAAAAAUAACUAAGACAUUCGUUCUCACAAAAAAAAUUUAUAACGUGUAUUUUUGCAUAAUGUAUCAUCCUGAAUUUUUUCAGGUUUUUAAAAUUGAUGAAAUGUACUUUUAAAAAUGAAAAACCACAUGUUUUCGCUUUUAAUACAAUUUUAACUACAGGGUGUUUAAAAAAAGGUAAUACCAUCACUAGGAUAGGUAAAAAACUGAAAAACAAUUGGGUUUUGCUUAAUAAAAUUUUUUUGAAAUGCCAUCGAUUUUCAAUAGACAGGGCGUUGAAGAAAACAAAAUUUUACACAUUUUUUACGAUUUUGCCGAAACUACUGGCAACAUUGUAAUAAAAUUUGACAGGUUUUAAGAGGUAGUUAUUGUGCAUUUUUUGACAUACAAUUAAGAAUUUUAUAUUCAUCAUUGGCGCGCAUACGGGUAAUGGUCUACACUUUUUAAAGAAAAAAAGGGAGUACGCCACUGGCAUAUUUCAAAUUAACAAUCAUUUUUGAAUUCUUUGUUCCAUUUGUGACAAAGAAAUCUAUCUUACCUUUUUUUCAUACGACGCGCCGUUUUCAUGCAAAAAAUAAAAUAUUUUAAUACUUUAAUACUGUUUUAAUACAAAGUAUUGAAAUUAAGUUUUUAUAUGUAUGUAGGUACGAGUUACAAGUAUAAUGUAGGUAGAUAUGUAUAGAAACAACAUAGUAGUUCGAAUACUUUGUAAGGGUUAAGAUGUUUUAUUUCUUGCAUAAAAAUGGCGCGUUGUAUGAAAAAAUGGAAAUAUAUAUUUUUGUCACAAAUGGAACGAGGAAUUAAAAAAUGAUUGUUAAUUUGAAAUAUGUCAGUGGCCUACUAUCUUUUUUUUUUCUUUAAAAAGCUAAGACCAUUACCCGUAUGCGCGCCAAUGAUGAAUAUAAAAUUCUUAAUUGUAUGUCAAAAAAUUCACAAGAACUAUCUCUUAAAAUCUGCCAAAUUUUAUUGCAAUGUUGCCAGUAGUUUCGGCAAAAUCGUUAAAAAUGUGUAAAAUUUUGUUUUCUUCAACGCCCUGUAUCUUGAUAAAGGAUGGCAUUACAAAAAAUUUUUAUUAAACAAACAACAUUUUUUUCAAUUUUUUUUUUCCUAUCCUAGUGACUGUGUUACCUUUUUUUAAACACCAUGUAUAAAAUUGUAUCAAAAAGCGAAAAAAAAACAAAAAAAUGGGGUUUUUUAUUUUUAAAAGUACGUUUCACCAAUUUUAAAAAUCUGAAAAAAUUCAGGGUGAAACUUUAUGCAAAAAUACACGUUAUAAAUUUUUUUCGUGAAAACGAAGGUCUUAGUUAUUUUUUUAUACUCAUUUAAAAUUUUAAGAACGUCCUAAAAUUUAAAUUUUCCGCCAAAAAUUAAGAAAAAAAUUUUUUCGGACAGAACUUUUUGAAACUUACAACUUUUUUAUUUAAAGUUUUUCGCUAGUUCUCGAUGCAGCUGAGAUAAAAAAUAAAACCAUAAAAAGCCUAAUUAGGCCCUAGGUGGGUCACGUGACCACCUAGGGGCUAAAAAUUUCAGAGUUUCAGUGAGUUUCAGAGUUUCAGGGCAAAGUGAGUUUCUCUAUAUGUGCUAAACGGUGACCUUUAUGGAAUUCGAAUCAAGUUGGGGGCAUUUUUCAUCAUCUUACCCGGCUAGGCCCUUUCUUAGUCUCGUUUAAAAUUCUUGUAAAUUUGAGGGUAGUUUAAUAUUAAAUUAGACUAUGUUUUAUUUAUUUUUCAAUAUAGCCUCAUUUUUCGUUCCAUACACUCGAUGACAUGCUUUUUUAAUUUACUUAUCCCUUUUCAAAUACUAGGUUUUGCUUGAGGUCCCCAAAAUUUUGUGAAAUUUCGGUUAUGAUGUCAUCAUUAGCCUCAAAACUGGUUCUUCGGGAAAACCACUGAUCAAGAAAACUACUUUUUCUUGAGACUUUGUUUUACUUUGUUCUUCUUUUCGGGCGUGUGUAAACCUGGUCUACAUCUAUUUUUUGUACCAUGCUCUUUUAUAUAAUGUUACACAAUCUAGAUAUAUACGGAGAAUGAAAUACAGAGUUGAUUUCAUGAUAUCAGGCUUCACACAACGUCAAAAAACCACACACCAUGGCAGUGGCAGUUUCUCCAUAAGUGCACAUGUGCACGUGAACCCCCAAAAUUAUUUUCACACAAACAUUCAUAUUUGUAAAAUUUAUCAUUCCAUAAAUAACAUUUUAAUCUAACUAUACAGUAAUAAUUGAAAUUCGAAAUAACAGAUCUAAGGAGUUUUUAAUUAUUUUUAUUCUAUUUCAAAGGAGAAACUUCACGGAUGCGAGGCCUUAGACAGAACCCCUCAUUCACCGCUCUUACGGUGGUUCAUAUCCCAAUGACUUUUCAUAAGGCAAAAUACAAGUCACCACCCGCCCCGCUACCCGCUAUAGCCCACAAGUUUAGAUGGCCACAAGAGCACAAGUUGGAUGUGAUCUUAUGGUGUGCACGGCACACGUACCUUUAAAUUUUGCUUUCGUGAAGUUCGAAUUUCGGAACAAUAUUAAGAAUAGAAGGAGUUGUGGAUGUAAAUGUUAGCGUGGAAUAUUUAAAAUCAAUUAAAUUUUCUUCAUUAUAUUUAGAAGAAAAAUUAAAAAUGCCGGAACCAAAUUUGUUAAUUAAAAAUGUACCAAAGUGCAAAGGUCGGGAUUAGAAAUGAUUAUUUAAAAUGGAGAUUUGUGUAAAAACUUACAAAUUGUGUAGGUGUGAAGCACAUAUUUGGAGAAGAGGAAGCAUAAUGAAUAAAAUAGAAGAUACGAUUUUAACUAUCCGGCGCAGUCCACUUAACAAAAUUUUUGAUUAAAAAUAAUUUACAAGAUGAUUUUUCUGAAAUAAUUUGAAUUUUUCAAUUACUUGUUACGAUGCCAGUAACAACUGCAGAAACAGAACGAUUUCUCUCUGCAUUGAAACGUAUCAAAACUUUCCUUAGAAUAGCUAUGGGCCAGGAUCGAUUAACUGCACUUGCAAUGUUUUCAAUUAAAAAAAAAUGAUUCAAGAAAUUCCAAAUUUUACUGAAUUUGGUUGUGAAUAAUUUAUCUAAAAAAAGGCGACUGACUUUCGUUUCAAAACUUGCUUGUAACAUUUAAACACUAAAUUAUAAUUUUAAUUCAAUAAAAUACAUUAAUUUAUUGUAAUUUUUAAUAAGGUCCUUUGAUUUUUACAAUUUGACGACACUCAAAAAAUUUUACCUACGGAAACAGGGUCUCUUUAUAUCUUAAUAUUAUCUGUGUGCACCCCCAUAUUUUACACCAGGCGCCGCCACUGCACCAUGGACAUAAGGCGAAAAAGGCUUUUACCAAUAUAUACCCUCUAAUCCAUUAAGAAAAUUUAAUCAAGAAAAAAAGCUAAAACUUAUUCUUUGCGUUGAUGAAUUUAGAUAAAUUUUCUUGUUAUGACUUUUUUGGUGUUAUUAAUCAAUAGAAUACACUCACACUGACUGAUUUUAAUUAAUUUUAAUGUUGCCAAUACUUUUAUUAUAUUACACAAAAAUAAAGUAUGUAUACCAAAAACAUUUCUUACUCAAUAUAUGGCCAAAAAAUGGAAUCAAUAUUCUUGGUUUGGGGAAUAAUAGAUGGCUGUAUGAUUUAGCUCUUAAUUGUUCGUUGUUAAAACGCCAAUGGGGAUGUUAAAUAAGCCAAGUGACUACAGCAUAGCCAGGGACGAACACUUUUAGGCCUGGAUCCCGCGUACCAAAAAAAAAGAAUGGGUGUGUACUUUGUACGCACGUAAGAAGUUAUACUUCUAUUAUAUUAUUAUUAACGAAAUUAAUAUACUUUAAACAGUUUAUUUAUAUUUUAUUUAAAUACUAAACUAAUUUUAAUACUUACUACUUUUCAAAAUUUUCUAUUAAAACAGUACCAAAAAUUAAAAAAAUAAAAGAAUAAAACACACACAAACACAUCGAAAAAUGUCACAAAUGAUUUCUGAACAAUAAUUGUCGGAAAAUUUUUUAACUAAAUACGUAUUUUCUGAAAAAAAAAAUUAUAUAAUAAAUAUAGUUACAAUCAUAACAUGUAUAAAAAAAAUUAAAGUUUCUAUUGGAGUUCGAACCCGCUUAUGUUCGCGCAGUUAGUAUUGAAAUUCAUUCAUUUUACACUUCUACCCACGGACACACAUGCAUCAUGUGGGAAGGUCGACCAACUAAACGGUUUAAACUUUUGACAGUUGUGAAUUUAACCAAAUUAUUUUGAUUUUUGUAGAAUUGACAUAUGUAUUAAAAUACGACAAAACAAAGAGUAAGAAAACAAUAUAUUAGGUGAAUAUUGAUAGAAAUUUUGAUGGUAGAUAAUCAAAUUAUGUAAAUCAAAGCAUUACAUACUAUUUUGGUAGGUUCAUUUUAAAUUUUCCAAAUAGCCUAUGUAAUUUUUUAUUAGGAUACUGAAAUAUUUACAAUUAUUACGUACCUGUCGCUUUUAAAAACUAUUUAAAAAUUCACUUCAAUUAUAAACUUGUUUUUUUCUCUGCCAUCACAACAAUAAAAACUAAUAAACGCAACUUUUGUUUAUCCAUAAUCUCCAAUUAUUUACAGAUUAUGAACAAUUAUUGACAGAUGAUUUUAACACCCAAUCAGAUCCCGUAUAACGUUUGAGCGACUAAAACCAUACUGUCGGUGUGCGCAUGCGCCCGGCAAAAUAAAAAUUCACCCUCGUGCCUAAACAAGUAUAACUUCAAAAAGUUGAUUAAUAGCAAGCUGAAAAUUUGUUAAUACCUUAAAGGUGUCUAGUCGGACAAACUUUGAUGUACAGGAACACUGGAACAGGGGAAGUUUUAAUUGUGGAACAGUUUAAAAAUUUGGAACGUCAGAUUACGAAAUCGCUCGAGAUGUAUUUUGUCGAACAGAACUUUCAAUUGAUUUGCUACCGUUUCAUUAAACUCUCAAUAUUUAUAAUUGCUGUCAUUUGACAUGUUCUUCGUGUUGGACUCAUUAAAAGCCCAAUUGGUGAUAAACACCAGUCUGACUUUUGCAUAAGAGAUUAAUGAAAUGGUAACAAAUCAAUUGGAAGUUCUGUCCGACAAAAUACAUAGAAUGUUUUCGUAGUCUGACGUUCCAAAUUUUAACCUGUUCCACAAUUAAAACUUUCCCUGUUCCAGUGUUCCCAUACAUCAAAGUUUGUCCGACUAGACACCGUUAAGCUAUUAACAAAUUUUCAGCUUGCUAUUAAUCAACUUUUUUUGGUACGCGGGAUCCAGGCCUAGGAAAAAAACAUCAAUAUUGGUAAAUGAUUUUAUAAUGUUGUGUUAAUAUUUUGCAGGUUAGAGUGAAAAGUUAUUAAAAUCAGACCUCCAGAUGAUAUUUACAUCACAAACGUACAAAAUGUAUAUGAUGAUGAAGUACUGAUUGUUUCAAUUUUUUGGUCGAUAUUUGUCGUUGAUAUACAAUUGUUUACAUACACAAAUUGUAAAAGAGCGUUAUUAUAUUUAAAUUUGCUUUUUAAUGAUUUUCUUCAAAAUUAUUAAACAACUUGUAUAUAUGCCAGAUUUAUUUAAUAUAUGACAGUAUUUUAGUUGCUAGAAAUUAUUUUACUUAUCCUGUGUGUCAAACAUGUCUCUAGUCAUGGCAUUGUCAAAAACAUUUGCAAGUGUUAAAAGGAGCUAUAUAAUUAGGCUCCAAAAUAUAAUACGCCGGUUUUUUUAUUGUUUAUUGAUCUAACGCAAACAAUAUACAGUUCUGCUGCCAUCUAGUAGAAAACUCUGAAAGCUUUUGAGCUAACGAGGACAAAAUGAAAAGUUUGGCUUCAACAUUUUGUUAUUGGCUCAAAAAUGUAUUAUCACAAGUGAAUAUAUUGUUAACCUGGUUAGCUAUUGUUCGUUAAUUGUUACAUGUUUAGAUUGGGUAAUAAUGUUUAACUAUUUAUAAUCUUUUUUGACAAAACAUGUUAGAAGACUAUGUUUACUGAAAAUAUUUAAUGCUUUAUUUAAAUUAUUGGUUAUAUUUUUAUAUGGUGCUAGAUGAGAAAUAAAAAAGCUUUUAUAUA
This is a messenger RNA of Diabrotica virgifera virgifera (western corn rootworm), 7744 nucleotides long. It is a transcript of the gene twf, whose product is annotated as twinfilin. Gene Ontology annotation, cellular component: actin filament; cytoplasm; myofibril. Gene Ontology annotation, biological process: barbed-end actin filament capping; regulation of lamellipodium assembly; positive regulation of neuron projection development. NCBI's taxonomy places the organism in Eukaryota, Metazoa, Arthropoda, Insecta, Coleoptera, Chrysomelidae. The record is from RefSeq and is a predicted model, not a curated record. Gene Ontology annotation, molecular function: actin filament binding; actin monomer binding. The coding region runs from base 139 to 1167 and encodes 342 amino acids. The transcript is spliced from 8 exons.